AUGGAUAAACCAUCACACAAUACUACUAAUUCUGUGGGGGAAGCAUUUAAACCUUUUGCUUCUUUAAUAACCACAGCAAAUACUGUGAUAAAUCAAAUUGUUGAUAUUUUUGAAAAUGCAGAAUAUAACAAAAAGAUUUGUAAUGUGUUUUUAGAUCGUCUAGGCGUUGCUCCAUUUCAAAUUAAAAAUCUAGAACGUAGAAAAGAAGAAAAUGAAUAUCUUUUUCGUAAUGUAGACUAUUACAAGCACUUUGUACGUUUUACCACUAUAUUAACAGAAAUAAAAACAUUUCUUAAUGAUAUUACUCAUCUUCCUGGAUAUAAUAAAUACAAUUCUGCAAAGAAUUUUGAAGAGAUGUUUGGAAAACUUACUCGAGAAAUUGAUACCAUCAUAGAAAAUUUAAAAUUUAAAAUGACUAUUGCUCCUGAAGAACAAAAAAAAAAGGAUCAACAAAAUUUCAAAGAGGAUCAUGAAGACAUGAAAAAGUACCAGUACAAAGAACUAACUGACAAAGAAACCGUUAGAGCAGUGAGGCCAAACCCCGAGGUUGACAAUUCUGAUGAAGAGAAAGAAGUGGAAACAGUAUAUAGUUAUCAGAUAGUUUAG
This is a messenger RNA of Entrophospora candida, 606 nucleotides long. NCBI's taxonomy places the organism in Eukaryota, Fungi, Glomeromycota, Glomeromycetes, Entrophosporales, Entrophosporaceae. The record is from the annotation of a GenBank genome assembly.